AUGUCCUCAUCGGGAGAUGUCUCGUCCGCAGAUGAUGUGACCACCGUUAGCGGUGAUUCAAUCUCCCAACAUGAAGAGCCCACAGAUUCCGCAUCAGUCAAGGCUUUGUCGUUGAAUGAGUUUGACUGCAACAGUUCAACUUCUUCAUCGAUGUAUCGAACGAUACGAAGUGACAUUGUUCACCCGAAUGUGGAACGUUCACUUGGCGAAAGCUUUUCUAUGCGUCGUAGUCCGAAAGACUCACCCGGGCGAUGGACUGACAUUUUUACGUCGAAAAGAAUCAGAAAGAAGAUUCAUAAACAUUUUAGGGAGAGCCAUGUGGAUGAUGAUCGGAGUCCAACAGAUGAGAUGGUAUGUGCUACGCAAGAACUGCGGUCUCUAUCACCGUCAGAGCUUAAUGGUCGAUUCGUACAAGUCAUGCGAGACAGGAAUAUUGACCAGAAGAAAAUUGACGAUAUGCUGCUUAAAAUGGCGGAUGAGCAGAAGAGGUUGAUUCUCACACAACAUCUGAAAACCGAUGUCAGCGGUACAAAAAAGGUGGGCAGAUUUUCAGUGUGUACAGAGCAGCUCUGCUCAUCAAAUUCCUAG
Molecule: messenger RNA, 588 nt
Organism: Cooperia oncophora
Lineage: Eukaryota; Metazoa; Nematoda; Chromadorea; Rhabditida; Trichostrongylidae
Source: the annotation of a GenBank genome assembly